AUGGGCAAGCUCCAAUACUUCAACAGACAACUCGGCUUAGCUUGCAGUCUAAUCGCGUUGUCAUCGUUCAACUAUGGCUUCGACAAUCAGGCUUUCGCCACCACUCAAGCCAUGGAUGCAUUCGGCAAACAGUUCGGUGUUUUUAACCCAAAGACUCAGACAUGGGCGUUGGAGCCCUCUUGGCUCUCGCAGUUCAAUAGCUUGAAUUACAUUGGCUUUGCAGCUGGUGUUCUGAUCGGCAGUGAGAUCUCUUCCAGGUUCGGUCGAAGAUGGUGCAUGUUCAGUAUGAGCUGCUACGCUCUGGUCACAGCUACAAUUGCUGUCACUUCUACCUCCAAGUCACAGAUUAUGUCUGCUCGAGUACUGAACUACCUCUACGUUGGCAUGGAACUCUCGGUCGUGCCUGCAUAUCAGAGCGAGAUCGUCCCAGCACCUGUUCGUGGUCUCAUCGUCGGCACCUAUCAGCUAUCACUCGUCCUCGGUGGUUUCGUCAUCAACUCUGUAUGUAGAGGUACAAGCACCAUCAAUGACAACAAAUCAUGGAGGAUCCCGCUUGGCCUAUUCUAUGUUAUCCCGGUCAUCAUCGCUUCACUCAUAUGGUUCAUUCCUGAGUCGCCUCGAUGGCUCCUGCUCAAAGGUCGUCGCGGGGAAGCAGAAGCCAAUCUGAUCAAGCUAAGAGAAGGGGCGUUUUCGCAAGAAGACAUCCAGAAGGAAUUUGCAGAGCUUACAAGCACGUUGGAGACUGAGGUAGAGCAGGGACACUUCAAGGAGUGCUUCCAAGGACUCAACCUGAAGAGGACGAUCCUGGUCGUGCUGCUCAAUAUGUUCCAACAAGCUACAGGUCAAGCAUUUGCAAGCCAGUAUGGUACGAUCUAUGUGAAGUCACUUGGGACAAUCAACCCAUUUAACUUCUCGUUGAUUCUGGCAUCAGUCAACAUCGUGUCGAUCAGCGUUGCGUUGCUGCUUACUGAUAGGAUCGGUAGAAGGUGA
This is a messenger RNA of Lithohypha guttulata, 990 nucleotides long. RefSeq lists its product as uncharacterized. Gene Ontology annotation, cellular component: membrane. Lineage: Eukaryota; Fungi; Ascomycota; Eurotiomycetes; Chaetothyriales; Trichomeriaceae. The transcript has 2 exons. Gene Ontology annotation, molecular function: carbohydrate:proton symporter activity. Gene Ontology annotation, biological process: transmembrane transport; carbohydrate transport. The coding region runs from base 1 to 990 and encodes 329 amino acids. The record is from RefSeq and is a predicted model, not a curated record.